This is a messenger RNA of Aaosphaeria arxii CBS 175.79, 813 nucleotides long. RefSeq lists its product as uncharacterized. Lineage: Eukaryota; Fungi; Ascomycota; Dothideomycetes; Pleosporales. Bases 109 to 426 code for a protein of 105 amino acids. The record is from RefSeq and is a predicted model, not a curated record. The transcript is spliced from 2 exons.
CAAUUCCAACAUCCCUUUCCAAUCCUCCACGAAUCCAUCCAUCCAUCUCCUAGGACUCAUCCUACCACUUUCAAACUUCAAACCAAAACCCAAUACAAAACAGCCAAAAUGUUCCGCACCGCUCUUGCCCGCCAGGCCCGCCUCUUCUCCACCUCCCCGGUCGUCCGCAAGAGCCCCGUCGAGACCGUCAAGGACGCCGCCAAGGCAGUCGACCGAACCAUUUCCGAUGCCGCCGUCAAGGGAAUCGAGACCGGUGAGUCCGCCGCCCAAGCCGUGAAGGAAGCCCUCCCCGAGUCCGCAGGCCAGGCAAAGGGCCAGGCCCACGAGGCCGCCGGAGAGGCGAAGGGCAAGGCCAGCGAGCUCGCCGGCGAGGCAAAGGGCAAGGCGCAGGAGCUCAAGGGCCAGGCUAAGGCCAAGGUCCAGUAGAGUGACAUCUACUUGACUACUUUACUCACCCUUCGUCUUCAAUUCGGACGAAUGAAUGAACGAACGAACGACCUGUUAGCACCGGGGAAAAAUGAGCCUGGAUGGAGGGGGGAGGCUAGCUAGCUGCUUCUCUUCUUGUUGAGAUGUCUUUGGGUGCUGGAGAACGGUUUGACGAUUGCAUGCAUGCAUAAUGGCGUAGUUGUCUUUUGACACCUUCCUCCCUGGCUCCUGUUCUAUAUUUAUGGCAUUGUCUGCUUGCUCAUACAUAAAAGAUAGGGCAGGAUAAGACGUGACAGGGCAUAACAGAGCAAGGCAGGAUAUGGGAGGGGUUAUGUAUAAUGUUAAUGAAAUUAAUCAAAUUCAAAAAAAAGUGCAACAUCUUCACCA